Molecule: messenger RNA, 4972 nt
Organism: Xyrauchen texanus (razorback sucker)
Lineage: Eukaryota; Metazoa; Chordata; Actinopteri; Cypriniformes; Catostomidae
Product: gap junction alpha-1 protein-like
Exons: 2
Coding region: 160-1302 (380 amino acids)
Biological process (GO): heart development; cell-cell signaling
Cellular component (GO): connexin complex
Molecular function (GO): transmembrane transporter activity
Source: RefSeq, a predicted model, not a curated record
CUUUCCUCUGACUCUCUUAUAAGCGGGGAAAGUUUGACAUGUGUGUCUCAGUUUCUCCGUAGUCGCUCUGCUUGGGAUUUGGUGCCUGAUCUUCAGAAGUGACAAAGUCCCUACACGGCUCUCCUCUCUUUACUUCUCUCCAGCUAGAACUCUCUCAAGAUGGGUGACUGGAAUGCUCUGGGAAGGCUCCUUGACAAGGUGCAGGCCUACUCCACAGCCGGAGGGAAGAUCUGGCUGUCUGUGCUCUUCAUCUUCCGGAUUCUAGUUCUGGGAACAGCAGUGGAGUCGGCCUGGGGGGACGAGCAGUCGGCUUUCCAGUGUAACACCCUGCAGCCUGGUUGCGAAAACGUCUGCUACGAUAAAUCGUUCCCCAUCUCACACGUGCGCUUAUGGGUGAUGCAGAUAAUCUUUGUGUCUACCCCUACGCUACUGUACCUAGCGCAUGUGUUUUACCUGAUCCGCAAAGAGGAGAAGCUGAACCGUAAAUUGGAGGAGCUAAAGGUGGUACAGAAUGACGGAGGUGAUGUGGAGAUCCAUCUGAAGAACAUCGAGUUCAAGAAGCUCAAGCAUGGCCUGCAGGAACACGGUAAGGUGAAGAUGAAGGGUAGUCUCCUGCGCACCUACAUUUUGAGCAUAAUAUUCAAGUCGUUCUUUGAGGUGGGCUUCCUGCUGAUACAGUGGUUUCUUUAUGGCUUCAGUCUGUCAGCCGUGUACACCUGCGAGCGUUUGCCUUGCCCCCAGCGGGUGGACUGUUUCCUCUCUAGGCCCAUGGAGAAGACUGUCUUUAUUAUCUUCAUGCUAGUGGUUUCUCUGGUCUCGCUUGUGCUUAACGUUUUCGAGCUAUUCUAUGUGUCAUUCAAACGGAUCAAAGACCGCUUCAAAGAUAAACAAUACCAGUUCGCAACCGGCACCUUGAGCCCAACGCCUAAGGAUCUGUCCCCUGCAAAAUAUGCAUUCUACAACGGUUGCUCCUCGCCGACUGCGGCACUUACGCCGAUAUCACCGCCAGGCUACAAGCUAGCCACCGGCGAGCGGACCAACUCUUGUCGCAAUUACAACAAGCAGGCCAAUGAGCAGAACUGGGCCAACUACAGCACAGAGCAAAAUCGUCUAGGCCAGAAUGGUAGCACCAUCUCCAAUUCACAUGCUCAGGCCUUUGAGUACCCUGACGAUACGCAUGAGCACAAGAAACUAACUGCAGGUCACGAGCUGCAGCCGUUAGCGUUGAUUGACGAACGGCCGUGCAGCCAGGCCAGCAGCCGCAUAAGCAGUCGAGCGAGGCCAGACGAUCUGGAUGUCUAGCUAUACAACUUGGUGCAAUGUGACAACAUAAGAGGACUGACGCAGGAAGUGAGACGGGCUUGUUUUCUCUACAAAGGGGACAGGGCUAAUUCUGCACAUGUUCCUCACUAGAAUCUAUUUGAUACAGAGACAUAAAAUUACUCACACUGCUGGAGGUAAUAUUCAUUAAUAAUGAUGUUGAAACUAGCAGAGCAAACAUGCCCUAACAACUGAACUGCCAGUGGCUCAAAGGGCACAAGUGGGGCGAACCUGGCUCAUCUCUCAAUUCAACCCACCAAAAUAUGCCUUGUUGUGAUUGAUUUUGAUUUGAUUGUAUGCUUUGUUUAUUUUAUUUUUUUUCAAAAUGCCACACAAUAAUCCCAUUUUAACAUAUUGCACUUCUAUGUGUAGAAUUGUAUUCUUACCCCCAAAUCACACUUUUAAUUGGAUCUCAGUUGAUUCCAGUUAUUUUGUCACUCAUAUUCAUGAUCUCAAAUCCCCAAUGUUCAUGAAAUUAUAUUUAUUUAUUCAUAAAUACUAACAGGAUAUCCACCACUAGAUUGAGAUUGACUACUACUCAAGGUAACUUCUACAUAAUUAAUACAAUCAAUUACAUAUUUAUUGACAAUAAUCCAAAUUUCAGUAAUACAUUAAGGUGAGGCUUUUAUAAAUCACAGUGUGACUGUCAUUUUCCUGAUAAACUUUGAAUUUAUGUGGUGUAAGUUUUUUGUUAUUUGAUAAUAUUUGUUGUUUUGGGUGGUGGUAUGAAAUGGAAGUGUCUAUGUGUGGACUAAGCUGCUGUACCAACAUUUACACGGCUUGACUUCUUAUUUUUGAAGAAAUUGUUCUCUAAAGAUUCUGUGAGAGAAAGGCUUUACUUCUGUUCUCUUUUUAAAAUGCCAUUAUCUUUUCAUCUGUUGAUGGGUGUGUGUGUGGUGGGGGAGGGGGUAGGGGGUGGGGGUGGGUGGUGAAGGAGGCAGGAUUGAAUAAGGAGUAUACAUUUUUUUUGUCUUAACUUUAGAGUGAAUUACUUUUUUAACUCAAUGUAAUCAUUGCUGCUUGAGAAAUAGAGAUUUAGUACUGUAAAUCAAGCUAGCUAUGUCACAAAUGUGAGUUUUUAGAAGACUGCUUUCCAUAGCUGGACUAAUAUUUAGUCAUUAAUAUUAAGAGAUAUAUGCCAGCGUAGCUCCAUAACUACCAAACACAAGUAGGUGAAAUUUCAUUAUGGACAUUCUUUUGUUUUGAUUUUCAAAUUUUGCAUCAUAGUAUAUUGGUUAUCAUUCGCAGAAGCUCAUGGAUCCUUCAGCUACAAUGGUGUUUGCACUGAAAUUUUUGGCUAGGGUGUUAUUUGAUGCAAAAAUGACAAAAAAGUUAUCUGUUAUGCAUGUAACUAAUUUAUUUGACAACAUUACACAGCGUAAAAUCACUACACCUCAACAGUUUCUUUUGCAAAAUCUGUGGUUUUUGGAUGGUGAGUGGCUAUGGCAAAAUUUUGCAUCUGGUAAAUAACAAAAAUGGGCUUUAAAAUUGGAAAAACACUAAGGUAGUGUCAUUUCUUGUGAAUCCACUAUUUUACAGAGUGCAUGGCAGUGGAAAAGCCAAGCAAUGAAACAAAAAAUGACAUUAAUCAAAUCUGUGAAAAGCAAUUUAACCAAUAAAGUUUUUUUUUUUUCUUUUUAAUUUUGUAUUUGUGUGACUCUAUAAAACUAUUAAAUGAACACAUUUUCAUGAGGUUAAUACAUAGAAUAGUUUCAGUAAGUAGAUAUUAUUAAAACUCAAACUUUGCUUCCAGUUACUCAAUACCCAUUUCAGUAUUGUUUCACCCAUUCAGAGCCUUAUGAUCAACAAAAGACAAAAUGCACUGCAAUUUUUCUGGUGCUAGUCUCUAAAGGUGUGUCAUGCAGAUAUUUUAUCCAAAAGAAUUAGUCCUACAUAAACCAGUGUGUUUAAACAGGCAAUAGCAACAAACACAGUGUAACAGCCAAAAUCCAUAUACGCCAAGACCGACUUGCAAACCAAAAGACUGAUAAGUUUUUACAUGUAGGCUGUUUUAAAAUGCACCAGAAACUUUCAAAAUUUCAUCAUAUAAAAAAGAUUCAGUGCCUUUUCUCUGAUCCAAGUUUCCUAUUUAACCUUUCCACAAAGCUAAAUAAAACCAUAUGCCUGGGCCGAGUCUGUGGACCACAUGUGGCUAGAGCAGAACAAGAAAAAAGCAUGAGACUUUGAUCUAGUGCUAAUUAAUGUAGAUCAUUUUUAACUAGAUUUAUCACACAAACCUAUUGCAUAUAACAGAGCAAAUGCAUUUGUGUGUGUGUGUGUAUGUGUGUAAACAGUAUAUAUAAUAAUAUUUAUUAUUAUUUAUUAUAUCAGUUAUAAUUGUUAUAAUUAUUAUAAGUGUCUGAAAUGUUUUCAUUAUCCAAAGACCAGUAUCUUUAAAAAAAAAAUAUCAAAGUGGCAUUUACUAUAUAUAUAUAUAUAUAUAUAUAUAUAGAGAGAGAGAGAGAGAGAGAGAGAGAGAGAGAGAGAGAGAGAGAGAGAGAGAGAGAGCGAGCAAACAUUUCAAAUGUGGUGGUCAAAUCUUAGUGGAACAUGUCCGUUAUUAAUGUGAUGAACUACAGGACAGCUGUGUGAAUAUGAGGCGAACUGACUUCAUAAAUCCAGUAAAAACCACUAUGAUACCAGUUGCAUACAAGUAAUUGCAGAAAUGUAAAUCUGUCCAAUUUAAGUUAGUUUUGAGAAAAGCUCUAUCAGCAUUUGUUUUGGUGUGAUUUUGUUUGAUAUUUUGUAUCUAAUGCAAUGCCAUCCAGCCAGUUUAAAUGACCCAAGUGUCUAAAUGCUUAAUAAUAUACCUACAGAUACAGUUCAGUAUAAGCAGAGGUGGGUAGAGUAGCUAAAAACUGUACUCAAGUAAAUACUAUUACUUUAAAAAUGUAUUACUUAAAAAUUAUUACUUAAGUAGAAGUAAUAGUGCUAACAUAAAUAAUUAAUUGAGUAAGAAUAAGAAAGAAUCCAAUUAAAAGAGCACUCAAGUAGUGAUUAACUCGUUACUUUCUCAAAUUGCAUAAUGGAUGUUAACUACCUGCAUUCCAUUACAUAAUACACAUUUAACAUGUAUUAUGGAAUUAUUAUGUUCAUUAUUAGUAUUAUUUUUAUUAAUGGAAAUUUUGUCAUCAUUCACCAUCAUGUCGUUCCAAACAUGUAUGGCUUUCUUUCUGCCAUGCAACACAUUAAGGAGAUUUUAAAAAGAAUGUUAGCCUUGGACACCAUUCACUUUCGGUGGAUGUGCUUUUUUUUCUCUACAUUUUGAAAGUGAAUGGUGACUGAGACUGUCAGUCCCUAAUAUUCUGUCUAACAUCUUUUGGGUUCCACAGAAUACUGAAGGUCACACUGUCACUGUUUGUCUCCCUCAUAUUCUUUAAGGACUCCUAUUUUGAAGUUUUCUCCUGCACUACAUUUCCCAGAAUUCAUAGCCCUCAUCAUUCCCACCUGCACAUAAUCAUCCUCACCUGUAUUCCAUUCCCUCAUUUAGUUUGUUGUGUAUAAAUACACUGUAGUUUUGCCCAUUCCUUUAUCAGUCCUUGAAGUGUUAUGGUGUGUUGUUUAUUUGUGCCGUUAAGCUUUAUGGUUUGUUCUACCCCAGUGUUUGUUCGUUCCACUCUAUUGUUUGAAAUUAAAAGAUCAAAUGAUUCUA